AUGGCGAAGCGCAAGAGAAAUGAACCUCUCAAGGACGAAAAGACUACCGAGAGCCCCGCCAAAACCGUCAAGUCCGCUCCCACUCCGAUGCAAGCUCCAGAUGCUGCUGUCACAGUGCAAGUAGUGACGGGCUCCUAUGAGCGGGUGCUGCACGGUUUCACGGCUGGCCUUCCGGCUUCCAGCUUCAGUGCCAAGAAAGAUGAUUCCAAAGAUUGCAAAAAUGCCGUUCAAUGCGUCGACACUUUCUUGUUCGAAGCCCAUGGAUCUGCAAUUCGCUGUCUGGCGCUCUCUCCGAUGCCCAAGGCCACCGACUCGCCGGACGCCCAAAAAGUCAUCAUGGCCAGUGGCUCGACUGAUGAACGCAUCAACCUCUACCAGCUAUCUGCUGCUCCUCCCGCUGUCAACGAAGACUACCCCACGGUACCAACCCUGGCUGGAAACAAGAUUCUUGAGAAUCCCAAGAACCGCGAGCUGGGAUCCUUGUUGCAUCAUACCGCCAGUAUCUCCUCCCUGAACUUCCCUUCUCGCAGCAAAUUGCUUGCCAGUGGAGAAGACAAUGUGAUCUCCGUCUCCAAGACUCGCGAUUGGACUGUGGUCUCGACCAUCAAGGCGCCUAACCCGAAAGUGCAGGGCCGCCCAAGCGGUGACACAGCUCCACCCGGCGCCGCUCCCUCUGGAGUCAAUCACUUCGCAGUCCAUCCGAGUAUGAAAUUGAUGGUUAGUGUUGGCAAGGGCGAGAAGUGUAUGCGGUUGUGGAAUCUGGUGACGGGCAAGAAGGCGGGAGUCUUGAACUUCAGCAGAGACUUGUUAUCAAGUGUGAAGGAGGGCAAGUGGAGCUCUGGAGAAGGCCGUCGUAUCGCAUGGAAUGGUGCUGGAGAGGAAUUUGCUGUAGCAUUUGAAUGGGGUGUCGUGGUGUUUGGUAUUGACUCAACUCCCAAGUGCAGAGCUCUGCCGAGUCCACGAAGCAAGAUCCACCAGAUGAAAUAUGUUUCUCUGCCGGAAGGAGAGGAUCAGAAGGGUGACGUUCUGGCCGUUUCAACGGAAGACGGCCGUGUCAUCUUUUACUCUACUACCGAGCUGAAGGACGCCGAGGAAGGCGAUGAAUCCGAAAUUCCUUAUGCUACUCCAUUGGCUCAGGUUGGCGGCAAACAAGCUGAGCUGCCCGGCCGUAUCAAGGAUUUCGAGAUCUUGGGCCUAGUCGAUCAGGCCAAAGAGAUUCGCAACGACUUCUUGCUCGUGACUGGUAACUCUGACGGUGUUGUUCGCAUCUGGAAGGUCGCUGCAAAAGAUCUUGUCCCAGCCAAGCAGUCCAAUGAUAGGAAGGAUAUCACUCGCCAGGUCGGCAACCUCUUGACUACCUACGAGACUGGCAACCGCAUUACAUGCCUGGCAGCCUUUGUCAUGCUCCCAGCGGAGGAUCCAUCCACACUUUUCGACUCGGAGGGAGAUGAAGAUGAAGAGGACGAGGAAGAGGAAGAGUCAUCCGACGACGACGAAUAA
Molecule: messenger RNA, 1500 nt
Organism: Penicillium maclennaniae
Lineage: Eukaryota; Fungi; Ascomycota; Eurotiomycetes; Eurotiales; Aspergillaceae
Product: putative 60S ribosome biogenesis protein Mak11
Exons: 2
Coding region: 1-1500 (499 amino acids)
Molecular function (GO): protein binding
Source: RefSeq, a predicted model, not a curated record